AUGACACUGCCGUUGAAAAUAAAAUCCAGCGUUUUAAAUCCCCCCAAAAAAUUCUCCGUUUUCGUUGUUAUCGGAUUAAUUUUAAUGGCGGCAUCCGGACUGGUGGUUUACUACGUGUUCUGUGUUCCAGCCCAACCGUUCACCGACAAUGCUGUAAUGGAUAACAAGGUCGAUGUUAGCGUUGUUUGCCCCCCACCAGUUGCUCCAACCAACUGCCCUGCCCCACCUGAUAAUUUACCUCUUUGCAAUUUCGCACCGACUUGUCCGCCCAUCCCUUGCGCCAGCGUUCCAGCUCAGGCAUGUCGACCAUGUCCAACUCAUCCGCCGUGCACUGCGUGGAAUUGCCAGCCGGUCACGUGUCCAACUGCGGCUCCGAAUCGCGUCCCAAACAUCAUUGGCAAUUUAUCGUCGUACGAGAUGACCAACACGAAAGCCAUCGAUUUGAUUCGACGCUACCCACCGAACUCGUACGAACGCCUACAAGUGGCCGUUCAACUCUUGGGUUUCAGCAUCGAAUGGUGGGUCAAUACGCUAACGGUGCGCAAUUGCCGUUUCGACAAGAGACGGGUCUGCACGUUUUGCAAGGAUCGCUAUCGGUACCUGCGCUGCAUUGUGGAAAACGAACUCGAUUCCAACAGAUACACGGACAGGGAAUCCGGUAAUGCCAACAGGAUUUACAUGUUCCAUGACCGCGACGGUCGCGAUUGGUUCCCGCCCAACUUCCGCCAUCGUGUGGAUCAUUCGACUAAGAAUGAGGCGUACACGGACAAGCAGGAUCCGAAUUACGAUGUGACGUACGGCAUGGAGACUGACACGUAUGAGCAUUUUUUCAAAACGCAAAAGGCGCUCAGCUUUUGGAUUGAUAGACCGGGCACGCCCAACAGGAGGCACUGCACACCUUGCGACGGGAACGAUUCGAUGGAGCACGUCAAAUGCACGACGUAUGCACAUUUUGAUUGGGCUUUGGACUGGUGGCCACCGCAUCAGUAGAUGUUUCUGUUUGCUCUUUUUAAUGUUGAAGACUAAAUAAACUGGAUAAAGUUGACAAUGUUUUUGAUUCAUCAAUCAAUGAUUUGCGCCAUUAAAACAGACGCACUGGGCUUCGAUGAAACCUAGCCUGUGUUUUAACCUAAUUUAGCCUAAUAUUAACCUAAUGUUAUCCGAAUCGAAUGAAUCAGAGAUAUCGGUACUUGGUGAAAAUUGGCGAGGCCAUACAUUCAGAACAGGAAGGGAAGG
Daphnia magna is the source of this 1236-nucleotide messenger RNA. RefSeq lists its product as uncharacterized. Bases 1 to 990 code for a protein of 329 amino acids. The transcript is spliced from 2 exons. Lineage: Eukaryota; Metazoa; Arthropoda; Branchiopoda; Diplostraca; Daphniidae. The record is from RefSeq and is a predicted model, not a curated record.